AUGGCAGCCGCCGCGCCCUCGCCCUCGUCCUCGUCCUCGUCCGCGCGGGCGCGCGCGCCGCCCUGGCCAUUGCAUCCCCUCGCCCGCGGCGGCUCCGAGCGCCAGGAAAUGGAGGCCGUCGCGGCGACCCACCCCGACGCGCAACGGAUGCGGCGGAAGGGGAGGAAGCAGAAGCAGCUGUGGCCCAGGACCGUGCUGCGGAAGUGGCUGAACAUCAGGUCGCCGGAGUCCGACUUCAGCGCCGACGAGGGCGACACCACCGGCGACGACACGGAUAGCGAAGUCGAGUAUGAAGAGAUGUGCGCAUGGGAGCGCAAGUUGCAUGAUGAAGAGAGGAACUUCCGUGGAUUCGGUGCUGAGGCUAUUGGAAACCAACUGGGGGCAGUUCCCUGUGGGCUUCAUAGAAGGCGCAAGUCAGAGACCCUUCGUGCUCAGUAUAUUGAUGUCAGGGAACUCAGGAUUUGUGCUGGAACAUGGAAUGUUGCAGGCAGACUUCCACCUAAUGACUUGGAUAUUCAAGAAUGGUUGGAUAUGGAGGAUCCAGCUGAUAUAUAUGUUCUUGGAUUUCAAGAAAUUGUUCCACUAAAUGCUGGGAAUAUAUUUGGUGCUGAAGACAACCGCCCUGUUGCAAUGUGGGAGCAUAUUAUUCGUGAAACAUUGAAUAAGAUCAGCCCAGACAAACCCAAAUAUAAAUGUCACAGCGAUCCUCCUUCUCCGUCAAAAUUCAAGCCAUCUGAUGAUGCUUUUGUGAUGGAAGAUGAACUUAUUAGUGAGUCUGUUAGUGAAAGUGAUGGGGAGGUGCACCCAUUGAACGAACAAGAUUUGGCCGAUUCUGUUGAUGGCAUUCAUGGUAACAAAUGUGAACAUCCCACUGAUGCACCUGAAACAAUUUUACAAGAUGACGAGUUCAGCAGGUUGCCUUCAAUGAAGACUUUUGACAGAUCCAAUAACCUAAGUUUUAAAGAAUCUAAUUUGGAAGAGAAGAUCUGCCAGAAGCUAUUAACUAAAACAUUCAGUAACUCAGAGAGGCUUGGAAUGAUUUGGCCUGAACCACCAUUGGAUAUGUUGGCCCAGUGUCUUCCUGACAGCACAAAGUCAUAUGCUUCAGGAAAGGCAUUAAGAUUAUAUUUGUCUUUGAAGUCAGUAAAUGGAGAUUCUGGUCCAUUUGCAGAGGAUAAUUCAGUUCCUGAUUUUAACAUUAACUGUGCAGCAGUUAAAAGGAAAAGAUCGUACUUUGUAAGGAUAAUAAGCAAGCAGAUGGUUGGAGUGUACCUAUCAAUAUGGGUACGAAGAAGCCUCCGAAAGCACAUUCAGAGUCUGAAAGUAUCAACUGUAGGGGUCGGUGCUAUGGGAUACAUUGGUAAUAAGGGAUCAAUAUCAGUAAGCAUGUCCAUAUACCAAACACACUUUUGCUUUAUAUGUUGUCACCUGACCUCUGGAGAAAAGGAAGGAGAUGAACUAAAAAGGAAUGCUGAUGUUCAAGAAAUCCACCGAAGGACAAUAUUCAAUCCAGUUUCCAGAGUCAACAUGCCUAAGACGAUAUAUGACCAUGAAAGGAUUGUAUGGCUAGGUGAUCUUAACUAUAGGAUCAAUUUACCAUAUGAGAAGACACAUGAACUCAUCUCCAAGCAGGACUGGAAUGAAUUGUUUGGGAAAGAUCAGCUGAAAGUAGAGCUGAAGAAGGGGCAUCUAUUUGAAGGAUGGACUGAAGGGGUCAUCAACUUUCCUCCAACGUAUAAGUACAAGGUUAACUCAGAAAAGUACAUAAGUGAUGAUCACAAAUCUGGAAGGAGAACACCUGCAUGGUGUGACCGAAUUCUUUGCCAUGGUAAGGGUAUGAGGUUACUGUCAUAUAAGACAGUUGAUAUCAGGCUAUCAGAUCACCGCCCUGUGAUUGCUGUGUACAUGGCUGAUGUUGAGGUUUUCUCUUCAAAAAAGCUGCAGAGAGCUCUUACCUUCACCGAUGCAGAGGUCGAGGAACAGCUCUCCUUCGAGGAAGAUAGUACUUCUGGAAUAUACAACCUUGGACUAUGUUAA
Molecule: messenger RNA, 2037 nt
Organism: Miscanthus lutarioriparius
Lineage: Eukaryota; Viridiplantae; Streptophyta; Magnoliopsida; Poales; Poaceae
Source: the annotation of a GenBank genome assembly